AAGUAAACAUACUAUAAGCUGUGUGGCGAACAGUAACGAACGAACCCAAAAAAUAAAACGCAUCAAAGGCGGUGACAAAUGAACGAAUCAGUUUCGCAAUCGCAGCUAGAUAGAGAGAUGCCUUGCCUUAUGCACUUUUAUUAAUCGCAAACUCAUAAAAGCUUAGUCCUAAAAGCGCUUCUCUGAAUAAUCAAUUUCUCUUUCGCUUUCGCUUUUGCUUUUCCGCUUAGGGCUCUCCAACUCGCUCCUUUCACUCAGAUUUCUCUCUCACUUCUCAGGUUGUUGAUUAUUUGCAAGGAAACACUCUUCAAAUUGUUCUGACGACUCUGAGUACAAAGGAAGAUUGUUUUUUGCAACGGAUGACUUUUGGCUUGACCAUUUGAAAUUCAUCAAUGUCGGGGUUUCUUAAUUCUUCUCUGAACGGAUCUGCUUCCAAUCUUCAAGAUAGUGCUGGACGGUCUUUUGCCACAUCUUUCUCUAGUCAGUCUGGUGCAGCUUCCCCAAUUUUUCAUCACACUGGAGCUAUUCAAGGGUUGCACAAUAUUCAUGGGAGCUUUAAUGUUCCCAACAUGCCUGGUACUCUCACACCAAGAAACUCCACAAUAAACAAUAUUCCAUCUGGGGGUGUUCAACAACAAGCAGGAAACCUUUCUAGUGGAAGAUUUGCAUCCAACAAUCUCCCUGUCGCAUUAUCACAGCUAUCCCAUGGAAGUUCCCAUGGACAUUCAGGAGUCACCAAUAGAGGAGGUACAAGCGUUGUAGGAAACCCUGGAUUUAAUAGUGGCACAAAUGGAGUUGGUGGUUCCAUUCCUGGGUUUCCUGCAUCUAUUGGUAAUCGAAAUGCUGUUCCAGGAUUGGGAGUAUCCCCAAUUUUGGGAAAUGCAGGUUCUCGAAUCACUAGCUCUGUGGGAAACAUGAUUGGAGGGGGGAAUAUUGGAAGGACUGGUGGAGGAUUGUCUGUGCCUGGUCUUGGUUCUCGUCUAAAUUUUGGUGGAAACAGUGGAUCAGGUGCUUUAGGCAUGCAAGGACAGAAUCGAUUGAUGAGUAGUGUACUUCCACAAGGAUCUCCUCAGGGGAUUUCAAUGCAAGGGAAUUCUUAUCCUAGUGCUGGAGGCGCACUUUCCCAAAGCCAUAUUCAUGCCGUAAAUAACAUGAACACUAUGAGGAUGUUCAAUGAUGUAAAUUCCAAUGAUAGUUCACCUUUUGAUCUCAAUGACUUCCCUCAACUGUCAAGUCGUCCUAGUUCUGCUGGAGGAUCUCAAGGGCAGUUGGGUUCUUUACGGAAUCAGGGUCUUGGCAUUAGUCCCAUUGGUCAACAGAACCAUGAGUUUAGUAUUCAAAAUGAAGAUUUCCCUGCAUUGCCGGGAUUCAAAGGUGGUAAUGCAGAUUAUGAUAUGGAUAUGCACCAGAAAGAGCAACUUCAUGACAAUGCUUCAUCAAUGAUGCAAUCUCAGCAUUUCUCUCAGAUGGGGAGGUCUGCUGGUUUCAGCUUGGGGGGGACAUAUUCAUCCCAUCGUACCCAACCGCAACAACACAAUCCUUCAGUCAGCAGUGGCGGUGUCUCGUUCUCAUCUGUAAAUAACCAGGAUCUUCUCCAUCAACAUGGAUCGGAUAUUUUUCCAUCUCAUUCUGCCUAUCAGUCACAGACCAGCGGACCUCCUGGCAUUGGAUUAAGGCCUUCAAAUUCUCCAAAUGCAGUUUCUGGUAUGGGUUCAUAUGACCCGCUCAUCCAGCAAUAUCAACAGCAAAAGAACCAAUCCCAGUUUCGUCUUCAAAUGCCAUCUCUAAAUCAGUCUUUUAGGGAUCAGAGCAUGAAGUCUAUGCAAGCUGCACAAUCUACACCAGAUCCAUAUGGUUUGCUUGGCCUGUUAAGUGUAAUCAGGAUGAAUGAUCUUGACCUGGCAUCUCUUGCUCUUGGAAUUGAUCUUACAACCCUUGGCUUAAAUUUGAAUUCAUCAGAAAAUCUUCACAAGACUUUUAAGUCUCCAUGGUCAGAAGAAUCAGCUAAGGGUGAUCCAGAGUUUAAUGUGCCACAAUGUUAUUUCACUGAACAACCACCUGCUCUUCACCAAGGUUAUUUUUCAAAGUUUUCGGUGGAAACAUUGUUUUACAUAUUUUACAGCAUGCCCAAAGACAAAGCACAAUUAUAUGCUGCAAACGAGCUUAACAACAGAGGUUGGUGGUACCACAAAGAGUAUCGAUUGUGGUUUAAGAGAGCACCCAACAUGGAGCUGCUGGUGCAAACAAGCACAUACGAAAGAGGAACUUUUCACUGUUUUGAUCCAAGCUCAUUUGAAACGGUCCGCAAGGAUAAUGUUGUUCUUUCGUAUGAUAUGCUGGAAAAUAGACAUCUUCUACCUCAACAUUAAGGGGAAUUCAAAUCCUUUAUUGUAAAGUGUCGAUUAUGGAUUUAAUUCCUCAGAAUGUCAUAGCAAUAGUGUUCUCCAUCAAUUUGGUGUCAAUUACAUUUUUGCAUUAGUGUUUCAGUCUAGUGUAUUUUCUUUCCCCAGCCCCAAUACAAACAAACAGCAAGUAAGAUAGGUAGGCGGUAGAAUAACCUAGCUGUCUGACAGAUGAUUUUGUUGUCCCUUGUUAAAUGUACAUACAAAAACACCUGAAUCAAAAAUUGGAUGUAGUUUCUGGGUGUUAUUCUCUGCGUACUUGAAAUAAAUCAUAAUCUUUUAGGACUGCUUCA
Messenger RNA from Medicago truncatula (barrel medic), 2695 nucleotides. Its product is annotated as probable NOT transcription complex subunit VIP2. Gene Ontology annotation, cellular component: CCR4-NOT core complex. The record is from RefSeq and is a predicted model, not a curated record. NCBI's taxonomy places the organism in Eukaryota, Viridiplantae, Streptophyta, Magnoliopsida, Fabales, Fabaceae. The transcript is spliced from 14 exons. The coding region runs from base 393 to 2369 and encodes 658 amino acids. Gene Ontology annotation, biological process: regulation of DNA-templated transcription.